This is a messenger RNA of Linum trigynum, 1277 nucleotides long. NCBI's taxonomy places the organism in Eukaryota, Viridiplantae, Streptophyta, Magnoliopsida, Malpighiales, Linaceae. The record is from the annotation of a GenBank genome assembly.
UAAAUAUGAGUAUUUAUAAUUUUAUUUGUAAUAUUGACCGGCAUGAACCGGCACAAACCGAUAUGUGCCGCCGGUUGAACCAUUCCACUUGCUAAACCGGCACACUGACAUAAACCGGUUUGACAACCUUGACGAAUAGCAAUCCCCAAAACUAUUCCCAUUCCACACGGGGAAGUUCCACGUUGUUCCAUAAAAUGAAAUAAUUCCACGUCCCAAAAGCUGCUUGAAAAAGAAGCCAGCCGAGCUGUACAGUGUACACUACAAACUCGGGAAACCUCCGCCUUCUCCUUUUCUCCUUAAACCCUCUCUUCGUCUCUGUCUCUACUCUUACCCCUUCCCGAUAAAUAUACACAGCCAAGAAAACCCUUUAAUCUCUUCUUCGUCUUCAGGACGAUGGACGAUUCAGGCGAUCAGAGGUUCCGUAAGUACCACCCGUACCAGAAUUUCUACAGCGUCCCUUCGCAGAGCCUCUACAACCUCCCCACGUCGCCAGAAUUCCUCUUCCAAGAAGAAGCCGCGCGCCAGCGGCGGAGCUGGAGCGAGAAUCUCACCUACUACACCGGCGCUGGGUACCUCGGCGGCGCGAUCGUCGGCGGCGCGAAGGGGACGCUCGAUGGGAUCAAGGCGGCCGAGGCCAGCGACAGAAUGAAGGUGCGGGUGAACAGGGUUUUGAACUCCGGCGGGCACAGUGGUCGGCGGUUGGGCAACACCGUAGGAGUUUUGGGUCUGAUGUUUAGCGGGAUCGAGAGCAGCUUGGUUGCGUUGAGGGAUGAGGAUGAUUUGGUUAACACCGUGGUUGCUGGGCUUGGAACUGGGGCGAUUUAUCGAGCCGCUAGAGGGCCCAGAUCGGCGGCGAUUGCUGGUGCUAUUGGCGGUAUCGCCGCCGCUGCUGCUGUCGCCGGGAAGCAUGUUGUUAAGAGAUAUCUUCUUGUGUAGUAAAAACAUGUCAUUCGAUUCUUGGUAGAAAUUGGAUCUUUUGUUCUCUGUUCACUCUUGCAAAGAUUUUAUCUUUAAUUGAUCGACUCUAUAACAGCGUAGGAUUGCAUCUCUAGAUUUCGAAUUCAGCUAUACAUUGACUCUCAGAUAGAUUUGAUGAUUGAUUGACAAAAUUUCAUAACUUGGAAGCCGACGAUUGGAAGAAUUCUUUGUUUGUGGCCGCAUCAAUAGUCUGAAACAGCAAAGGAAAGCUGCAAAAGGAAGGUGCAGGGCUAUUUGCAUUUGGAAUUCACCAUUUAUUGUUUCACAAGUUGUGACCAAAGUAAAACUCAGAACCAAGU